AUGUUUGCUUCAAAAUCCAGUUCUGUCUCCCCUUCUCCGUCCAUGGAACAGGCAGAUUCAGAUGCUCUGGACAUCAGCACCAAAGUGCAGCUGUACGGUGUGCUCUGGAAGAGACCCUUUGGGAGGCAGUCAGCCAAAUGGUCCAGGAGGUUCUUCAUCAUUAAGGAAAGCUUCCUGCUGUACUAUGCUGAGAGUGAGAAGAAGAGUUUUGAAAGCAAUAAAUACUUCAAUAUCCAUCCGAAGGGUGUCAUACCCCUGGGAGGCUGCAUUGUGGAGCCCAAAGAAGAGGCCAACAUGCCUUAUGCCAUAAAGAUCUCUCAUGAAGACUUCCAUGGUAACAUUGUUCUAGCAGCCGAAUCAGAGUUUGAGCAGGCUCAGUGGCUGGAGAUGCUACAGGAGUCUGGAAAAGUGACCUGGAAGAAUGCCCAGCUGGGAGAAGCCAUGAUCGAGAGCCUAGAAGCUCAAGGACUACAGCUGGCCAAGGAGAAACAGGAAUAUUUAGAUAAACUAAUGGAAGAAACAGAGGAGCUAUGUCUGCAGAGGGAACAAAAAGAGGAACUGGAGCGUCUGAACCAGAUCCUGGAAGCAGAGAAGCAGCGCUUUGAGGAGGUGGUGCGGGAGCUGCGGCUGGAGCAGGAGGAGAUCCGACGGGAGCUGGAGCUCACAGCCCGCUCCCUCAAAGGAGUGGAGGAAGAGAAGAAAGAGUUGAGAAGCCUGACAGAAUCCUUACAGAACACCCUGGAGGAGCUCUCCUUGGAAAAACAACAAAUGCUGGAGAUGCUGGAAGAAAAUGAGAGCCAGGUCCCACCUCCAACCAGCCCCAGCAAGGAGCAAAGCCCCAUCUGGGGACUGCACUGCAGCCUGCGACAGAUUGAAGAGAAGAUGCAGCAACUUCUGCAGGAGAAACUCCUGGCAGAGAAAAGGAUGAAGGAGAAUGAGGAGCGGUCUCGAGCACUGGAGGAGGAGCGCGAGUUUUACUCUUCCCAGUCGCAAGCGCUGCAGAACUCGCUCUCGGAGCUGACUGCAGAGAAACAGCAGGCAGAGAGAGACCUCAAGGCUGAGGUGAAGGUACGCAUGGAUCUGGAGAAGAGACUGAGAGAGGCUGAGGACGCCUUGCAGAGCUUGGAGCAAGGCUUAAAUUCCCUGAAUUGCAACAAGGAGAAAGAGAAGAAGAUGAAAGCAGAUGUCAGUAACUUGAGAAAGUUCUUUGAAGAGUGCAUCCGCAAUGCUGAGCUGGAGGCCAAGAUGCCCGUGAUCAUGAAGAACUCUGUGUACAUCCACAAGGCUGCCACUCGCCGCAUAAAGAGCUGCCGCUUCCGCUGCCGGAGAACCAGCGCCUCCUGGAAUGACAUGAAGCAGUCACAGUCCUUCAUCUUCUCACCUGCAGAAGCUGAAAACAUUGAAGAGCUGAAAGAAGCAGCCAAAAGACUGAGCCGGGACCAGCGCUUUAGGAAAACUAUUUAUCAAAUCAUGAGGUCACAAAAGGAUUCUGCUUCAGGGGACAAAAAGUGACUCUUCCUGGGAGGCGGCUUCUGAGAUCAACCUGCCAUUCAGCUCUGCAAAAGUUACAGCCUUGGGCACUAGGCUCAGAAGGGAGAUCUGGCAUUUGGUGGGCAAGGUGGGGGAGAGUUGU
Molecule: messenger RNA, 1633 nt
Organism: Agelaius phoeniceus (red-winged blackbird)
Lineage: Eukaryota; Metazoa; Chordata; Aves; Passeriformes; Icteridae
Gene: PLEKHD1
Product: pleckstrin homology and coiled-coil domain containing D1
Source: RefSeq, a predicted model, not a curated record